AUGGGGAGAGUUAUUCGUGCUCAGCGUAAAGGUGCGGGAUCGGUGUUCAAGUCCCACACGCACCACCGCAAGGGACCAGCCCGGUUCAGAAGUUUGGACUUCGGCGAGCGAAAUGGUUACCUCAAAGGUGUCGUCACCGAUAUCAUUCACGAUCCUGGCCGUGGAGCUCCACUUGCCAAGGUCGCCUUCCGUCACCCUUUUAGGUACAAGAAACAGAAAGAGCUCUUCGUCGCCGCCGAGGGCAUGUACACCGGCCAGUUCAUCUACUGUGGCAAGAAGGCGACUCUCGUCGUCGGCAACGUCUUGCCGCUCAGAUCCAUCCCUGAAGGGGCUGUGGUCUGCAACGUUGAGCACCAUGUCGGUGAUCGCGGUGUCCUUGCUAGGGCUUCUGGUGAUUACGCCAUUGUUAUCAGCCAUAACCCCGACAACGACACCACCAGGGUGAAGCUUCCUUCUGGUGCGAAGAAGAUUGUUCCAAGCGGCUGUAGGGCAAUGGUUGGGCAGGUUGCAGGGGGAGGUAGGACUGAGAAGCCUCUUCUUAAAGCUGGUAAUGCUUAUCACAAAUUUAGAGUGAAGAGAAACUGCUGGCCAAAGGUACGUGGUGUGGCUAUGAACCCAGUUGAGCAUCCUCACGGAGGAGGUAAUCACCAGCAUAUUGGACAUGCAAGCACAGUCAGGCGUGAUGCUCCUCCUGGCCAAAAGGUGGGUCUCAUUGCUGCUAGGAGAACUGGUCGGCUCAGGGGACAAGCCGCUGCAACUGCUGCCAAAGCUGAUAAGGCCUAA
Ziziphus jujuba (common jujube) is the source of this 783-nucleotide messenger RNA. Its product is annotated as 60S ribosomal protein L8-1. The coding region runs from base 1 to 783 and encodes 260 amino acids. Gene Ontology annotation, biological process: cytoplasmic translation. The record is from RefSeq and is marked provisional. Gene Ontology annotation, cellular component: ribosome; cytosolic large ribosomal subunit. NCBI's taxonomy places the organism in Eukaryota, Viridiplantae, Streptophyta, Magnoliopsida, Rosales, Rhamnaceae. The transcript has 2 exons. Gene Ontology annotation, molecular function: structural constituent of ribosome; RNA binding.